AUGUCUCCCCGCCCAAUUCUCAAGCGCACUCCCUCAGCCGCUAUCCACCAUGACCACCACGCUGUCCACUUCCCGCCCUCGCCCUCGCUGACACGCACAUUCGAGGCGCAUUGCCCGUCGACGUACGACCGCUCUCCCAUCGUUGUCCUCCCCAAUUCCUGUGCACUGCCGGAGCGCGGUUGCCCAGGUCGGACGUAUGCCGCCGUAGAUAGCACUACCUCAGCCUCACCCCCACGGAGUCGACAAUAUGCGGGACCCUCAUCCCCCGCACGCACGCCCAUGUACGCUCCCAAAGACCUCCACCCUCGGGCGCUCUCCCGCCAGCAUGACCUCCGGGACCGAGAUAGCAGUUGUAGUACGCCAAUGGGCCCAUUCUCCAUGCCUCCACCUCUAAUACCCGACCUCUCCUCUGAAUCAGAAGAAAGUGAUGGCUUCGUUAGCCCACCUGAACCUAACCUCUUCAGCCCUUCUUCCCCCCGCUCGUCACACAGAAGCACAAAUUAUAACACGAAACACACGCAGCACCCAUCCUCUCCAUACGAUCGGUAUGCUCCAACUGUUCCGUCAAUACCACAGCCCUCGGCGUUCUAUACUUCUCCCUCGACGCCGACUCACGCUCCACAUCUUGCCCCACAUCCCCAUCACUCCCCCGAAGAAACGCAGGUACAAAUUGCCCGUCGUCGCCGCGAUCGUGAGCGCAAACGUGAACGCUCGAGAGAGCGCGAUCGUGUCCGAGGUGUUCUUGUUGACGAAGACGAAGAAUUCGACGCUGGCGUUUGCUCUACUCCGCGGGUCCGAUCCUCGUCGUGUUACAAGACAAUUACUACUGCAUUCUCCGGGUUCAACAUAUCGGAGGCGGACAGUAGUUGCUUGGAUGGCUUCUAA
Molecule: messenger RNA, 885 nt
Organism: Pleurotus ostreatus (oyster mushroom)
Lineage: Eukaryota; Fungi; Basidiomycota; Agaricomycetes; Agaricales; Pleurotaceae
Exons: 1
Coding region: 1-885 (294 amino acids)
Source: RefSeq, a predicted model, not a curated record